Molecule: messenger RNA, 674 nt
Organism: Linum tenue
Lineage: Eukaryota; Viridiplantae; Streptophyta; Magnoliopsida; Malpighiales; Linaceae
Source: the annotation of a GenBank genome assembly
AGCCAGCUGCCGAACUGGAAUCGACGGCAGAACAAUGGCGCCGACCGCCGCGAGUUUUGCGGCCUUUCCGUUCCUGUCAAAGCACCAACUGAUUGUUCCGAACGCAAGGGUUCCUAUAAGCAGCUGCGACAGAAUCAAGUUGCGGAGACUCGUCGGCGAGUCUUGCUCGCCGGUGCUAUUUCGGCAAUAUCCAGUCUGUCUCCGUACUGGAUCCCGACGACCUUGCCUGCCAGAGCCGAAGGAGGACAACCGGCGAAGGACGAAGAGGAGGGCGUGAUGGGCGCAAUCAAAUCGCUUCUGGAUCCAAACGAGAAGACGAAAUCAGGGAGACUGCUUCCGAAAGCUUACCUGAAUUCGGCUAGAGAGGUGGUGAAGACGCUGCGAGAGUCGCUGCAGGAGGAUCCCAAGGACAAUGCCAAGUUCAGACGGAACGCCGACGCAGCUAAGGAAUCCAUUAGAGAGUAUUUUAGCAAUUGGAGGGGCCAAGAGAAGAUCGUCCACGAGGAAUCGUACGUGGAGAUAGAGAAGGCAAUAAGAGCACUGGUGAGCUUCUACUCGAAAGCAGGGCCAUCCGCAGCACUACCGGAAUCCGUGAAGUCUGAGAUACUGGAUGAUUUGAAGACCGCUGAGGAGUUUUUGUGAGAAUGUAAAUAUCAAAUGGAUUCAGUUCAAUA